CCAGCAUCAGGAAAUCGAAGAGAUGGAUCCAAUUCUCUAUCAGCUAUUCUGGCGCUAAUGACGGCUGUGCUAACCGAGUGUGACCUGCACUGCCACAGUCAAAGACUGAGAGAUAUGGCUAGCAGGCUAGAGAGUGCAGCUGUGGGGAAAAAUGGAGAAAAAGACUUACUGCUGUUAAUGAAAAGUAUAACGCAGUCUGAUUCACCACCAACACAAAGUGCUCUAACAGCAUCUCCCUCUACAGGACUUUAUCCAAAGAAUUGCUAUGAGAUCUUUCAGCUUGGAAUAAAAGAGAAUGGAAUAUAUACUAUCCAACCAGACCCUCAAAAACCAGCACUUGAGGCUAUGUGUGACAUGGAGUCUGCUGGAGGUGGGUGGACAGUGUUUCAGCGUCGAUUUGAUGGACAAGUGGACUUUAACCGGACCUGGAGUGAGUACCGGGAUGGUUUUGGUUCUCCACAAAAGGAGCACUGGUUAGGGACUGCAGUUCUACAUGCUCUCACAGCCAGUGGGCAACACAUACUUCGCAUCACCUUACAAGACUGGCAUCAACAGACCCGACAUGCCAUCUACAACAACUUUAAAGUGGCAGGGGAGAACCAGAGAGUUUAA
This is a messenger RNA of Silurus meridionalis, 612 nucleotides long. RefSeq names its product angiopoietin-2. The record is from RefSeq and is a predicted model, not a curated record. Bases 58 to 612 code for a protein of 184 amino acids. The transcript has 5 exons. Lineage: Eukaryota; Metazoa; Chordata; Actinopteri; Siluriformes; Siluridae.